CUGGAGGAUUUGCAUAAGCACUGGUUUCCACAUUGCCUAUUCAUCCACUACACCCCGUCCUUCUCUGCCAGUGGCCCUGCUGUAGUCACAAGGUGCACACGUCGGUUCUCCACGUCCCUCUGUGGGCCUGGACGUUGCUACCUAACUUCCUUCUUCCCAUUCUCAGCUCUCCACUUUCCACAGCCCCGUCCCGCGACUUUACCCCGUUCAUUCCCCAAGUCCUGGACGCAACGGUGGAUUCAUGCUCAGCUCUCGCCCUCCUCGGUCGCCAUGCAGAACAAUCACCACAAGGAGCACCUCUACAAGAUUCUUGUGAUAGGGGACCUCGGGGUUGGUAAAACCAGCAUCAUCAAGCGGUACGUCCAUCACAACUUCAGCCCCAACUACCGAGCCACCAUCGGGGUGGACUUCGCUCUCAAAGUGCUGAACUGGGACCAGGAGACGGUGCGCCUCCAGCUGUGGGACAUCGCAGGUCAGGAGAGGUUCGGAAACAUGACCCGUGUAUAUUACCGGGAAGCCAUGGGUGCCUUCAUCGUGUUCGAUGUGACGCGGCCCGCCUCCUUUGAGGCCGUCACGAAAUGGAAGGAGGACUUGGAUUCCAAACUGACACUUGCCAAUGGGAAGCAUGUUGCCACUGUGCUGUUGGCCAACAAAUGUGACCAAGGUCGGGAUGUUCUGACCAACAAUGGAAUAAAGAUGGAGCAGUUCUGCCAGGAAAAUGGCUUCGUGGGGUGGUUUGAGACGUCCGCCAAGGAGAACAUCAACAUCGACGAGGCCGCCAACUGCUUGGUGAAACACAUUAUUGCAAGUGAGAAUGACAUGCUCCAAUCAGAAGUCCCUGACACCAUCACCCCUCAGUUAGAUAAGGACAAAGCGGGCUCUUGCUCGUCCUGCUUCAGAUCCCAGUAACAGUAACGCCCCAAAGUUGGGCGUCCUUUUGAAUCCCGUUUCACAUGACGAGUUUGUGUGUGAGCAGUAGGAAGAACUAUUUUGGCUGGCUGUGAGUGAGGAGGAGGGUACGGGUGCCAGCUCUCUUCCUGUCUGGCAGCUCGCAGCAGGCAGGUGGGUGACAGAGAGGCAGCUGGCUCAAGAAGCGCAUAGAUGGAAACGAGACAGAAUGAGGAAAAGAGAGACGCGUGCAGCUGUGUGCGCCUGUCAAAGCCAAGGUCACCCUUUUGGUGACAUUAAGUCUUGACUCUGCCACUUCAGUUGCCAUGGUGACACAGUUAACCAGAUGUACAGAGAGACUGCAGCAGAUCCCUGUAUAGCUGUACUAAAGGUCUAUAGAAGUAAUUGCUACAUUCAAAUGAAGGUAGUUCCCUCUCUCUCUUCCUCCUGCCAUCAUAUAGUUCUUCCUUUUUUAAAAAUAAUUUUCCUCCCUCCAAAAUAUUUAAAAUUUCUAAAAAACAUUUUGGACUAAUAAAUGUCUGCUUUUUCUGCCAGCCAUCCAAAGCAACCACGUCUUGAUUAUACCUAAAUCUCAUUACAAUGCAGUUAUUCUGCUGGGCUGGAUCUGGUUUUAUUGAAAAAUAAAAUCUAUCACAAGUUUUAUCUUAUCAGUAAUAAUCCUAUAACUUCAUACAUAGAAGGUAAUAUGGUUGAAAUCAAAGAGCCUUUCCAACAUUUUAUCUUUAUUUAUUUAUAAGUGCACUAAAAGGUGUCUUUUUCCAUUUGAGGUAUAGUUCAACUCUAAUAUGGCAACAUAUUUAAAAUGAUAUGAUAAACAUGAAUGUGUAAAACAACAGGAGUGUCUGUUUUAAUUUGGUGGUUUUUAUAUAAAAUUUCUGUUCCACUGUGAAAUAUUUGUAACAUUUGUAAUUUUUGGUUAAAUGCACAUAUGUAUACAGCUAUGUAUAUAUUAUAUAGAGUGAACUAAGAACGAUGUAGAACCAAAGACGUUUCCAGUUUUCAAAAUGUUCAUAUGAAUAAAAGCUUUGAUGGCUUAUAUGUCUGUUUUUCAAUAAUUAACAGCAUUUUGUUAUUAAGUAAACCCACAUAACUGUUUCCAACAGUAGUGUAUUUAAUCUGAUAACUAGGCACAU
Messenger RNA from Menidia menidia (Atlantic silverside), 2042 nucleotides. NCBI's taxonomy places the organism in Eukaryota, Metazoa, Chordata, Actinopteri, Atheriniformes, Atherinopsidae. The record is from the annotation of a GenBank genome assembly.